AUGCGAUUCUGGAGCGUUGUGAUGUUGUUGGUGGCCGCCGUACUUCUUCUGGGUGGGGAAAGUGUCUCCGCCAGGCGCUCUGCUGACGGAGUUUGUGCCUGUCCGCGCAUAUACGACCCGGUCUGUGGUACCGACCUCAGCACGUACUCCAACCGCUGCCUGCUGGACUGCAAAGUCGAGGAAAUGGCGGCUCGGUCGAUCGAGUUGCGAAUGUUGCGCCACGGAGCCUGUGACGAACCCAUCGAAGAGCCGAUCGAGGAACAGCCGGAGGAAUAA
Anopheles marshallii is the source of this 276-nucleotide messenger RNA. Its product is annotated as serine protease inhibitor Kazal-type 1-like. Gene Ontology annotation, molecular function: protein binding. The record is from RefSeq and is a predicted model, not a curated record. The transcript has a single exon. Bases 1 to 276 code for a protein of 91 amino acids. Lineage: Eukaryota; Metazoa; Arthropoda; Insecta; Diptera; Culicidae.